UUUAUUUUUUUUUAACGCGCGUGCCGGAGUGUGGACCAACAGCUUAAAUAAGACUGCGCCAUCUCCCCGUGAGACGGCGAGCGGACUGCGAGGUGAGCUGGAGGCUGCUGACACGGCGCGGCGCGGCACGCGACUGCCUCUAUAAAUACCACGCUGGCUUCAGCGAGGGUGGCUACUGCCGCCGGACGCACCGCAAAGUAAGAAGAGUCUUCUUGUUCCACGCAGCCGAGCAACCAAGCUCUGCGCCUGCUGUUGUCCCUGCACCAACUUCUCUCUCCUACUGCCUCUCUCUCUCUCGCUGUCUCUCCGUGUGUGCGUCUGCAAGGGGUGGAGGGGAAGGACGCAGGAGGAGCAGGAGUGGUGCGAGCGAGACAGCGGCGAGGGGCGAUGGCUGCAGGGUCGUCGCUGCUGCUGCUGCUGCUGCAGCUGCUGCUGCUGCUGGUGGUGGCCACCACGACGUCGGCGCGCGUGGGCACCGAUUGUCGCGCUCGAUGCGCGCAGUGCGGAGACGACACUCGCCCCGGGGACGCGCUGCGCGCCACGAUCUGCACGCUGGAGUGCAGGUCAGGCCUCACGGUGGCGCAGUACUGGCGGGCGUGCCAGCUCUACUUGGGCCACGACGUGGGACCGGCGUGGGUGCAGUCGAGGUCGGCGCCCGGGGUGGCCGAUCCGGACCCGCCAGGGGACGAGAGCGGCCCGGGCCCCGCGUCGCCGCAGCAGCUCGACAAGAAGUACGGGGGCUUCUUUCGCCGCGUGCGCUCCCUGUUCCCCCGGACCCCCUCGGCUCCUAGGACCCCUCUGACGGCGCCGCAGGCAGGCAGCUCCACUCCUUCCCUGGCGAGUGUGCUGGACGAAAUCCGAAACUACCUGCAGACUCUGGACGGCUCCACGGCCUUGCAGCAGCAGCAGCAGCAGCAACUGAACGGCAUCGUCCUCCCAUCCGGCGCGGUGGACAAACGCUACGGGGGCUUUGGAAGGGGCCGCUUUCGAACCAAGAGGGGUCCCGAUGGCCGCGACGACGGGGGCGACCUACGGUCCGAACGGGAACGCGCGGAGGAAGCGGAAGAGGAGGAGGAAGAGGAAGAAGAAGACGAAGAAGAGAGGGAGGGAAACGGAGACGAGUCAGCGGCGGAGGCGGCGGAUGAUGAGGAGGAGGAUGAUGAGGACGGUGGGCAGGGGGAGGACGGGGAGGUGGCAGGCGAGCGCACCGAGGGGCGGGCGGAUGCGAAGACCGUGCAGAAACGAUACGGGGGCUUCAUGCGGAGGGUGGGACGGCCGCACAAAGCGUCGUGGGCCAACCAGAAGCGCUACGGGGGGUUCAUGCGCCGCUUCUUCGGGGUCUCCAUCCGCUCGGAGGACAGCGAAGGUCCCGCAGAUAAGAGAUUCAGCGCGUACGCUCGACGCCGGCUCGUGCAGCAGUGAGGAUGAGAAGGAGACACGGGAUUCGGGAGGAGGGGGAGGGGGGCCUGGGUCUGGCCCGGUGGCUCUGUUCCCAUCCUCGCUCUUAGCUUUGGAAUGUGGUCAUCUCAUCAUGCUUUCCCUACACGGGCAUCCACAUAGUUUACAUACAUACACGCAACGCAGACACGCUGAAUUACACAUAUAUGGGUCGUGCGCUUGAAAUGAUUACAGUGUUAACGUGAUUUCGACAACAAAAGGAGUUUUUUUUUUAAGUGAAUCGUUUAAACUAAGAUGGGUUUGCACUUACAGUUCGUUAGCUGACACUUGCUUUCUACACUUACUGCAAGAGGUGUGUGUGUGUGUGCGUGUGUUCGCGCGCGCGUGUGUGUGUUGUGGCCACGUAUAGGUGUGUGUGUGUAGAAGUCCGUGUGUUCAUAUAGAGAGCAGCUUCCGAUACCAACUCAUGUCAUGUACAAAGCGAACGUCAAUUAUCAAUCGAGCAUUAAUGUGCAUACAAAAAAUAAUCGUGAACAUGCGGUGGUUAUAUCCUUGCAUUUCGUGCUAACGUUUUGUCUGUACGAUGUCAUCCUCCGUGUGUAUUAUAUAUCGUCAUGCAGGUGUACGUGUGUGGUGUCGUAUUUUUAUCGUACGAUGCGAGAAACGACUGCGAAGGUUGAUAUUGUCUUAGUGAGUAGAGUUUAACAACCCCGACGCUAACAAUGUGUUGGGGGUUGGGGGGGUGGGCUAACACGGGUCGCAUGGAACCAUACACGCUGGGUGUGUGUGCCUCAAAAAAGAUGUUCCGAAAAGUUUCCCUUGUAAUGGUAUCUGGACCAAAUGUUGUUGAGCAUGCAUAUGUUGACUGCAUACAGAAAGCAUGCACUAUAUGUUACUUUUUUUUUUCAAAAUAAAAUUGUCCUGUUUACUCAUGCAGUUACAUACACCACGAACGCACGCACGCACGCCGGUGUAAUACCUUUAAAUUGAGGCCGCGCAAUUGCGUGAAGACAAACACUUAGUGUUGAAAAGAUUCGAGCAGGACCUGAAACAAACAAAUUCAACUGCCAAGUCACAGUGUGUAAUCUUACACGUGCGAUGGAGCGGCUACGUAUCUCAUUGGCAGCCAAGUGGUGGAAAUUACACAUUCUCAUGGCAGGGAACCCCAGUUAAAAAAAAAGAGGUCGACCACUCACUGUUGACUUUCUGCAAAGUGGUACUUGUUUUAUCCGAGAGCUCAAUGAUGAUGAGUCAAUGAAUAGCUUAAUCCAACGAUGCGCUUUUCAAAGUUUGCUUCGGAGUUUACUGUGUGCAUUCUAAUAAAGAGACCUCGUGGUAUUUCUUCACGCAGGGUUAGGUCUGUUGCUGCAGAAGUGCAGCCCGAUGAUGGUCUAGUAUCGGUACUCAGGAUCAUCAUGCGAUACUAAAAAUUACAUCCGUAAAAAAUAAGCAUUGCUUGAAUGCAAUUUCACAUCCAAUUAUUCGUUUCGAUUUUCCACCUGUUCAUAAUUGACAGUCCCUUGUCAAUCCACUGCUGGAUGUUCAGCGUGGCGUGGUGAAGCGAUUGGAGGCGGGGGUGAUGCCUACGGCCGAUUCCGAUGCCUCGCGCCUCCGAUGCCUCGCCGUGCUUGAGACUCAAACUCAGGUGGCGGGCUUCUGAGAUCAGUGCGCGAAUCCCCGCGUCACCGCCGCAGCUCCACCACCUGCUAACGGGUUAAACGGGCGAACGUUUUAAACAGGAGUAGCGUCGUCAACAGGUACUCGUGUGCUUGGUAAACUCUUAAUUCGUGUGUUUUAAACAGCGACCGGUCCCGUCUGAACAUCUCUUCUGUCUGUCGAUCCAAAUCAGCUCAAGCCUCCCGUAAGACCACGUGAACCACGUUGUGGCCACCCCCCGGCUCUGGACCGCUCCCCCGUCUCUCCGCCUCCCUGCGAAAACACACACUGCCCCAUGCAGCUCACUCCUGCUUCCAUCUUUCGUCUCUCUCCCUCUCUCUUCCCUCCCCACCCUGCUCUCUCAUCGUCUCCCUCUCAAGCCGGACAUCUUGGACCCGAUUGAUUCCUUCUCCUCUUCCACCCCGUCUUUGCACGGCGCUCCGUCCGUCGUUAUUCCUGGCUCCCUCGUCUUGAGCCGUGGCCUAAUUGCCCCCUCUUGCGGACUUUCUUGCCCUGCAUCCCUCCCCGAGCGCAUCUUUCGCUGCCUGACAUUCUGUCGCUUACUGACUCUGCUUCCACUUACCGUAGGUGCUGCGCCACGGAUGCAAAUGAAAAAAAAAGCGUUCAUCUCCAACCAUCUCAUCCGGCCAACCCCGAGAAUGACUCGUGUCAUUCAUGAGCUCAUCUUAACUGGCGAUGAUUAUUAUUAUUGUUGUUAGGUGAAGAAAAAACAUGCACUGAAAGGGAAGUGUCCUGCGGCAACAGCAACAAAAAAUCCACGGAUGAGUAAGCCAGAACCACACACACACACACACCUGCAAAGAGACAUCAUCUUUAUAACCUUACACAAUUAUCGUGUUCGCAGGAUAUUUAAGACGUUCCGGAAAAUAAGACGCACCCAAAACGUGUUCCCCAUGUCAAUAAAGCUAUACAAAUCUGGUGGCACACACACACACCGUAUUAUAAGACGCACAUAAAACGUUUGCUUUAUGGUACAUGAUGUAGAAGGUGUGUGUGUGUGUGCGCGCGUCUUAUAAUCCAGAGAAUACGUUAAUAUAGGACGACACGGACACGACAACAAACUGCAUUAGAUCUCACAAAGUCCACAAGGUGGCCGGUGUUGUGCAGGAAUGUUGAUGGGACCCUAACGAUACUGGCAGUGCAACAACUCUGUGUGGCGUCUGGCAGUGUGCGAUAGACUAACACGUGCGCAGUCCCUCUCUCGCAUUGGUGAUCGUUAUGCAUUACACAUUUUGCAUUGCUGUGUGGUGUUACCGCAGUAUAUAUGAAUGCACAUCAUGCCAUCAGUCGCGACUGCAUAUAUACAAGCAGUCUGGACAGCCUCAGCCUGCCUCAUGUUAUUUCUGGUGACCACAUGCUGCCAUGGUAUACGUAGAAUAGAGGUUUUGUUUUUGCAGCCAAGUCCAGUUUGAUUUUUUUACCAUUCGAUGAUGCUUUCAAAUAAACCAUAUUGCAAGUCUACAAAAUAUACGA
Messenger RNA from Petromyzon marinus (sea lamprey), 4548 nucleotides. RefSeq lists its product as uncharacterized. Gene Ontology annotation, cellular component: plasma membrane; dendrite; neuronal cell body. Gene Ontology annotation, biological process: sensory perception; neuropeptide signaling pathway; chemical synaptic transmission. Gene Ontology annotation, molecular function: opioid receptor binding. Lineage: Eukaryota; Metazoa; Chordata; Hyperoartia; Petromyzontiformes; Petromyzontidae. The record is from RefSeq and is a predicted model, not a curated record.